AUGGGGUGGCUGAGCGAGCUCAGGACUGGGGAGGGGUGGGAAUGCUUUCUUUAUGCUAUGCUGUUGAAGACGGAAGAACGAAAGGAAGAGAAACGAGCACGGAAACGCGGUCCGGCGGCCUUGGACGAGGAGAGGCAGGGCAUGCUGGGUGCUGGUGGUGUGAUGUGGGAAAAUGCUAAAGUCCAAAAGAUGAAAACGGAGAGACGAGAUGACUACAUUGGGUUGUUGUUGUUGAGCGUGCUGGCCGUUCAUGAGUUGAACUAUGCUAAGUUAGACGAGUCGACAAAUGCGAGGGGGAAAGAAGACGAGACACAGAGGGGAAAGACGAGUCCCUGGCCGGCGGGGAGGGCGGUCGAACGCGAAGGGAUUGCCCUCCUCGCGGUGUUUUCGUCCUGUGCGGGACACGAGUGCAAGCGCGGAGCGCCUUAUCUCCCGUGCGCGAGGCCAUGUGCAAGGUUGCGCGGCUGCCGUCUGCGGCCCCGCAACACCUCCGCCCGCUCCCAAUCGGCCUCGGUCUCGGCCUCCAUCGCCAGUUCCCUGCCGCUGCCGCCGCCACCGCGCACAUCGGCGACGCGCACUGGAGCAGGUGCAGCGGCGGGCUCGAGUCGCGUGGCACCCCACAUCGCCUUGCGCCCUGCCACGCAGGACCCAUGUGAGGGCGAAGGCGAGGGUGAGGGUGAGGGUGAGAGAGACGUGGACGUGGACGCGCCCGAUGCCGGAUGGCGGAACGCGCGCGUGAGGAGAUCUGCGGCGGGCGACGGCGACGGCGAGCACGACGGAGAAGGCGACGGCAAGGACUGCCGUGCGGCCUCGUCUGCGUGGGGAGAGGAGAGAGUCAAAGGAGCGAGAGAUAGCUCGCCAAAGGGCGGUGAGGGCGUGGGUGCGCGGCUCGAGUGCGCGAGCCGGCCGGACGAGAGACCUAUCGACUCGUGGUCCAGGGCGCGCCGUGCGUGGGUGCGCGAGGUCUUCAGGGCGGCGGUGGCGGAUGGGACAGGAGUGGGGGGAGACGGCGCGCGGGAGGAGGGCAUCGGGAACGCCCCAAAUCGGCUCGCGCCCGCGACGCCCGCGGCCGCAACGGCAUUUUUCGCGAGAGCGGCGCCCAUCCCAAAGGAGAAGUAUCCUCCGCCUGCACCGACGUCGAGGUCGUCCGGGCUCGCGGGCGAGUGGGAGCUGGGGUACGCGGGGGGAGACAUGUCAAAGAGAAGAUCUGCGGGAUCGUACGGGUGCACGGGGGACGCGCGCGGGACGGGCAUCGGGAAGGCACGCGGGGGCGGGAUCGGGAUGGACAGCGAGGUGGCGCGUGGGAGGGUGGCGAGGGUGGGGCGGGUGCGGGUCGGGUUUUUGGGUGCCGGGUACGGGCUGCUGAUGCUCCGAGUGGAGGCGGGGGCUGCGUGGGAGCUAGGAGGGCCGAGGCGCUGUGGGUGCGGGCGUCGGGGAGCACCGGGGAGCGCAAAAGUCGGGGAGGCGAGGACUUCCAUUUUUCGAUGGCGUGCGCGGGCUCAGAUCGAGAUGGCAGGAUCCGGGUCGAGGAUCUGGCAGAGCGAAAGGAUCGGACCCAGAGGUGCGCAUGAGGCAGUCGACAUGCACGCAGACCCUGCAGGCAUGGACGAAGCAACGGAAGCGGACGAAGCGGGCAUGCUGUGGAUGGCAUCAUGGAUGCACUGCCCGAAUUGGGAGACGUCAUCGACCCCCAACAAGAAGGAAAAAAGUCAAGGGUUGGGUCGGUGUGAUGAACAGUUUCCCGACGUGGCAGGGAAUAAUGGACAGGCGAGGGCAAUAAGAUGGCGACGCGUCGGUCGCCCGCGGGCAUCGCUUCUAGCACCUCCCAACGGUCUCAAGAGGACUUUUGCAAUGCCUGAAUUGGACACUGGGUGGACUUUAAUAUUAUCGGACAAGAGGGUCAACUACACGUCAGGCAUGCCGUGA
Messenger RNA from Heterobasidion irregulare TC 32-1, 1926 nucleotides. RefSeq lists its product as uncharacterized. The record is from RefSeq and is a predicted model, not a curated record. NCBI's taxonomy places the organism in Eukaryota, Fungi, Basidiomycota, Agaricomycetes, Russulales, Bondarzewiaceae. The coding region runs from base 1 to 1926 and encodes 641 amino acids. The transcript is spliced from 4 exons.